AUGACCGCCUUGAAUGCAAAUUUCGAUGCUAUUGGCAGAGCUUUUGUAGAGCAGUACUACCAGUUGUUCGACAAUCCUACUUUGCGUCCGAAUUUGGCGAAAUUCUACGAUGAAAACGCAUCUCUGAUGACUUUCGAGGGUGUUCAAAUCAUGGGCGCGCAGAAAAUUAUGGAAAAGCUGAAUUCGCUGACCUUUAGGAAGAUCGCUCAUGUCGUCACACUCGUGGACUGCCAACCGACUUUCGACGGAGGUGUCCUUGUGGCAGUUUUUGGCCAGCUGAAGACAGAUGAUGACCCGCCGCACACUUUUACUCAGAUUUUCGGUUUGAAGCCCUUGGAGACCAACUUCUUCGUAGCUCAUGACGUGUUCAGACUUCACCUUGCUUAAAUUCCCGUUCAAGAAGCACCGCUUUCGGCGUUGAAAAGAAUCCGUGCUCGAAAAUCGAAUUUUACUGAAAACCCUGAUGAUUUCUGCAUCUAGCUAAAGAAUUUUUCCUGCUUCCGUUCAAACUCGAAAUUUUUUUUCGUUUUGGCGAAGAAAAGUAGCUCGGAGCUGUUUCUUUGAAUCUUGGCAUUGUUCCGCAAUGGGGAAAGUGAUUUUUUCGACGCUGUAAGAUUGAUGGCUUCUCUAAAAAUGUGAUUUUGAGCCCGUGUCCAUCCUUCUACCGAUAGUUUGUCUACUUCCGUUCCGAUUACUAACUUUUGAUGUCGUUUGUCUCUUCCUUUUUGAGAGAAGGCCGCUUGUCAGUUUCCGGUUUGCGAUUGUGCCCCCAUCUUGCUCAGUGGUAAGCUAAUACGCAAUGAAAUGCUUCUAUCCUGCGUAGGCAUGCAUGAUUUAACUCCACUCUAUCAAGACUCUUCGGUGUGUUGCCUUUAUCGUUGAACAAAUAUCUGAGGAAUGUAUUUCAUGCUGUUAGCUUUCGUUUUGGCUGGGAGUUGGGGAAGCGAUCCCGAAUAAAAGCGGAUAAAUGCUUGCA
This is a messenger RNA of Notodromas monacha, 976 nucleotides long. Lineage: Eukaryota; Metazoa; Arthropoda; Ostracoda; Podocopida; Cyprididae. The record is from the annotation of a GenBank genome assembly.